This is a messenger RNA of Colletotrichum higginsianum IMI 349063, 771 nucleotides long. RefSeq lists its product as uncharacterized. Bases 1 to 771 code for a protein of 256 amino acids. The transcript has a single exon. The record is from RefSeq and is a predicted model, not a curated record. Lineage: Eukaryota; Fungi; Ascomycota; Sordariomycetes; Glomerellales; Glomerellaceae.
AUGCUGUAUGGCGAGGAGGCCUUCUGCAUUGUAUGCAGGGUCCUCCAGGGAUGCAUUGCAGAUGACCAUAUGUCUGAUGAGUGCAGCUUGCUUGAGCAGGAUGUCGGCAGUGGCGUCAAGCUGAAGGGGGCGUUGCGGAAGGUGCUUGAGGUGAUGAAGGAUAAGUUGGUCAAGAUGCCGAAUGCGACCUGUUGGAAGUGCUGCAGGCCCCAACCAGGGCCGGGUGCUGAGGAUCCUCUGCCUCGGUACAUAUGCAGGGGAAUGGUGCGUGGCGCCUUUGUCUGUCGGAGUCCUGGUACGGAGUAUCACGACUGGAGCCGAGACUACAGGGGGGCGGACGGGGCGGGGAGGUACCCGUCACUGGGCGUUGCUUUUUGUCUGUUGCUGUUGCUGCAGGAUCGGAAGCGGACUGCUGGCGUGCUGCGUAUGCUAGGUGCCCCGACGUCCUUUGUCGCCUGCUUUGACGUGGGCGGUGAGGCGGCGGCGGCGGCGGCAGGGCAGACUGGUCAGUCUCUGGACUGGUGGCAGGACCCGUCUCAGCUGCGCGACGUCGUUAGGGCUCGGGUCAGGAGCAGGGAGGGCAACGAGUGGAAGGAGCUUCUUCAAUGCAAGGGUCUAUGUACGCGGUGCAACUGCGAGCUUGCGCUAUUUGUCCUCUUUGUUGCGCACAGCCUCGGCUUGAGGGCGCGCGAUGGGAACAGGGCGCGACGAUGGGAGGAUGUGGUGGCAGUGAGAAACAGCUCUCCUUCGUUGUCUAGCCAGAUGCAUUAA